Messenger RNA from Zymoseptoria tritici IPO323, 1107 nucleotides. RefSeq lists its product as uncharacterized. Gene Ontology annotation, biological process: mitochondrial proton-transporting ATP synthase complex assembly. NCBI's taxonomy places the organism in Eukaryota, Fungi, Ascomycota, Dothideomycetes, Mycosphaerellales, Mycosphaerellaceae. Gene Ontology annotation, cellular component: mitochondrion. The transcript has a single exon. The coding region runs from base 1 to 1107 and encodes 368 amino acids. The record is from RefSeq and is a predicted model, not a curated record.
AUGUUCCGCUCUUCCAUCAAGGCAGCCUCUUCGCUGAGUGCUCGCCGCCAAUGGCAACAGCUCGCCCAUCCAUCCAUCUGCGCUCGAUGCCUCCUCCACACGACUCCAUCCAAAGGCGCCACACCCGUCGCUCAUCCCACAGUACCUGGUCCGCCGCCAAAAGCACCGCAACCCGCCGCAACAUCUCCCGACGAACGGAUAGCGAGGAAGCGAGCGCUAGCAGAUCAUAUCCGGCAAAGCGAACAGACCAAAGUCAACCCAGCAAAACCCGGAUCCGCCUUGCAGAAGCGAUUUUGGAAGAAUGUACACGUGAAAGAGGAUGGCGAUGGUGGACUACAAGUACUCCUUGAUACAAGGCCUGUGCGGACAGCGGAUCGACGGAUCUUGACACUCCCGUAUCGCAAACGUGCGCUUGCGGCGGCCAUUGCAUUAGAGUGGGAGCAGCUAGUGUCCGCGCAACAGGCUCUUAAGCAACACUAUGUCCCGAUGACAUCGCUCACAUCACGGGCCAUUGACAUUCAAGAAGCGGACAAAACAGGCGAGACAAAGGUGCGAGAGCAAGUUGUCCAGAUGGUUUUGCGAUAUCUCAGCACCGAUACGCUGCUCUGCUGGGCGCCGGAGGUGAAUAUACACGAGAACUUCUCCAUGCAAUACGAAGGGCCCAAGAAGAACCUUCGACAAAGGCAAAAGGAGGCUGCUGAGCCUAUCAUUGCCUUCUUGACCACGCAUGUCUUUCCCGGCGUCGACAUCGUGCCCGUGCUGGGAGCAGACAGCAUUAUGCCGGUCCCUCAGCCACCCGAGACGCUGAAUGUCAUUCGCAGCUGGGUUUCUGAUCUUGCGCCGUAUGAGCUGGCAGCGUUGGAACGAGGUGUGCUGGCGACGAAAAGUUUGCUCGUGGCCGUGAGGUUAUUAGUGGAAUGGAGCCAGGAGUGGAAUCAUUUGCAAUCAGUGAAGAAGGAGAAGUUCGGCAUAGAUGAAGCGAUUCAUGCGGCGACGAUAGAGGUCAAGCACCAGACGGAGCAGUGGGGCGAGGUCGAAGAUACCCAUGAUGUCGAAAAGGAGGAUUUGAAGAGGCAGCUGGGAAGUGCCAUUCUGCUUGUCAGCUAG